ACACGUUCGCCUGGUGAGUUUUCCGCAAAUUCCUCAUCGUCGUCGUCGUCGUCGACAUCACACAGUUGGUUUGGUGCUCGAUUGUCGAUGUAAUACGAGUAUUUUCUGUCUCGACGAAGCGACGAUGGUCAUAGUGAAUAAAUACUCGUAAUUUAUCUCGUCCAGCUAAAUGUAACGAAAUUUUUGAGUUUUUGAAAGCCCACAUUUUGGUGUAUGCUGAAGACGAAAGAGAGGAGAAGAAAAAAAAGAUCCUGAAUUAUGUUCAUCGGAGCAAAGGACAUGCGUCAAUAUUUUAACAUUGUACGCGAAUUUUUUGAUUUAUCCGCCGCUGAGCUUCGUUUUAGACGAAUUUAUACUUAAAUGAAACGGUGUUGUGUUCGCUUUCGUCGUGAAAAUGGUAUAAUGACGCGUCCCGGAAUACGUAAUUAUUUUCGCGCGUCGUGCUUUUUCACAUCUACCGUCUUCUUUUUGUACACGAUUGGCAGCCAUGCUGAAAACGCCGAAUACAGACUGACUAAACAUCUACUAUCCGAGUACAUACCGUCCGUUAGGCCAUCGGUCAAUUAUUCCGAAUCGCUCAAAGUUAUCUUCGGAGUUUCUUUGCAUCAUAUUAUAGACGUGGACGAAAAGAAUCAAAUACUCACUACCAAUUGUUGGCUCACUCAGGUAUGGACAGAUCAUCAGCUCAAAUGGAACACGUCGGAGUUCGCCGGUAUCAAAGUCAUAAGAAUACCGUACGAUAAAGUAUGGCGACCUGAUACUAUUUUAUACAAUAAUGCUGAUGCUCAAUAUACGUCCUCAGUCAUCAACACCAAUGUAAUCGUGUCUCAUACCGGCGAAGUGGUAUGGCUAAGUCAUGGAAUUUAUCGCAGUUCGUGCGACAUCGAUGUGCAAUAUUUUCCUUUCGAUGUGCAGAGCUGCACACUGAAAUGGGCCUCGUGGACUUACGAUGGAUAUCAGCUAGAUCUGAUCAAACAAACCGAAAAAGGCGACGUAAGCAAUUACAAAGCGAACGGCGAAUUCGAUCUGAUGGGUUUCGAUAUCGAGAAACACAUCGUAAAUUAUUCGUGUUGCUCGGAACCGUAUCCGGAUAUCACUUACAUCAUUCGUAUACGAAGAAGACCUAUGUUCUAUGUGUUUAAUUUAAUCCUGCCUUGCAUACUCAUCAAUUGUAUAGCUUUGUUGGUUUUCUACGUACCAUCCGAGUCGGGAGAAAAAGUAACCUUAGGAAUUAGCGCUCUUUUAUCGAUGACUGUUUUCUUAAUGACGAUUCGGGAGACGCUACCGCCCACCGAGAAAACUCCAUUAAUAAGUAUGUACUACGGUGUUAGCAUCUGUCUGGUGACAUUCGCCUCGGGCCUAUCUGUAGUCACGUUGAACAUUUACCAUCGCGGAGUCCGAGGAACCAAAGUGCCAAAUUAUUUGAAAACCAUAGUGCUCGAUAAGCUGGCCAAAGUUCUCCACUUGCAACUAUGUAGUCGAGAAGAUUCCAACCAAUUUCAGGACUUGAUGGAACAGCAUUUCAACCACACUAAACAACAUUAUCAAGAUCGUGCAACAAGUACUCACGAAUGGUAUACCGUUGAUGACGACAGUAAUAUUCAUCAAACUCAUGCCAACAUGGCAGGGGUACCCAGUCAAGAGUUUGCAAAUUCUCCGCUUCCUUCUACUUCAAAGUUUCCAGACGAGAAUACGUAUUUUUAUGCUUUACACCAAGUAACACAAAGUAUUCAAAGGAACGAGCAAAGGUUAACGGAGCACGAAAAGAGAGAGAUAACCGAACACGAAUGGAAACAAGUAUCGUUGGUUUGCGAUCGGUUCCUUUUAUACGUUUUUUUAAUCACGACUGCCGUUACAACCGGUGUUAUUUUAUCCGGUUCACCGUAUGGACCGUUUUAGUAUUUAAGGUUACUCUUUUCUUUUUCUUUUUCUUUUUCGUUCGAACUACCAUUAAGACGUAUUUUAAACAUCGAGCUAUAUUGUUGAAUAAUAUGUUUCUCUCGGUUUCAAUUAUUCUUUUAAAAAAAUAGCAUUUUUUGUGAUUUAUGUUUAAAACUUGUAUAGGCUAUGUAUAUUUUAUUAUUCUAUUAUUUUUUAAGUUCAUCGUACUUACUUGUAUUUUAAUGAGUUGAAUAGAUAGGUAUAGUUAUUCACGAGUGAUCUGAAAUUGUGACGUAACCCAGAAGUAAAUCUAUAGACUAAGAACUUACCCUAUUUAUAUGGACACGUUUGGAACUAUAAUGCCACUAUUUGACCAAAGUGAUACUGACAAGGGAACCUUUUGAGAUGUCCGCCUCCGAUUUGAACGGGACUGGGAUUUUUGGAAAGAGCAUAGUCUAAAACCCCCAAAACCAAAUUUUCAGCAUCCCAAGUUCAUUUUUCGAUUUUUGGCGAAUUUUUGAAAACCCAAAAUUGACUGUUUUGGUGAUUUAUGCUUUUUUUAAAAAAAGUACGUACUUGAUCAGUAAAAAUGUUCAAAAUAAGUCCUAAAACUGAUAUUAACCCCUCAAAUCCAAAUUUUCGCCAUUUCCAGCCAUUCUGGAGCCUCCAGCGCAAUUUUUCAAUUUCUCCAGAAUUUUGAAUUUGCUCCAGAAGGCG
Planococcus citri (citrus mealybug) is the source of this 2598-nucleotide messenger RNA. Its product is annotated as neuronal acetylcholine receptor subunit alpha-10-like. The transcript has 9 exons. Gene Ontology annotation, molecular function: acetylcholine-gated monoatomic cation-selective channel activity; transmembrane signaling receptor activity. The record is from RefSeq and is a predicted model, not a curated record. Gene Ontology annotation, cellular component: postsynaptic membrane; synapse; neuron projection. Bases 361 to 1899 code for a protein of 512 amino acids. NCBI's taxonomy places the organism in Eukaryota, Metazoa, Arthropoda, Insecta, Hemiptera, Pseudococcidae. Gene Ontology annotation, biological process: monoatomic ion transmembrane transport; chemical synaptic transmission; regulation of membrane potential.